CGUGAAUCGGUUAGAAUGUUAGGUAUAAUAUAAAAUCUAUUAAAAUAUUCGAGAUGAAAUAUUUGUUGUCAUAUAUUAUAUGUACCUUAAGCGUUUACUUUCCUUCCAAUAUUCUAAUUUCGACGUUACAAAUCGAUCGUAAUCCGAAUAUUGAUGAUUUAAUCGAUAAAUUAAUGAAAUCUGAUAAAUUCGAUGAACUGGCAAGCAAAAUUGCCGAGAAGGCUGUAGAAAAAAUUAAAGAUAUGCAAAAUCGAAACAAAUCUAUCAAUAAUAAAGGUAAAAACGAAGUAAAUUAUCGAAACUCUGCCGAAAAGAAUUUUACAACACACGAUAUAUUUCCAAAAUCGAUGUUCGACGAUGAUUUUGUGAAAUCGAUAAUUAAUCGCGAUUCAUUCGAUAAUUUAAGUUUGAAAUAUGUUAAAUUCGUUAAAAAUAAAUCCAAUAAAAAUGCUAAUGUAUCUGAAGAUUCGAUAAGCAUAGAAAAUUCAAUCGCAAACAUAUCAAGUGAAAUCAAUUUGAAUAAGAAGAAAAAAAGAAAAGGUGACCAUAAACAAAAGUUAAUUGAAAAAAGUAAAUCAUCCAAAGAAGAAAUAUCAAUAAGCGACAGCGUAAGUUAUGAAGAAAAAGAAAAUAAAAUACAGAAGAAAACAAUUAAAAAAAUCGGGGAGAAUACAGAAAAUGCUAAAGAAGAGCCUGUAUUAGAAUCAGAACAAAUUCUAAAUAACGAAUCAGACGAAUUAAGCGUUAACGAUACUAAAAUAAUUACAGAGUCCAAAGAUAUGGAAGAUAUUAAAUUAUCAGAUGAAAUCAAAUAUAAAGACGAUUCCGCAGCUAUAGCGACACAGAGAAGCAAACACAACAAAAAAAAUAAAAGAAACAAAAAGGUUCUUAGAAAAGAGAACGAUAGAGUUUACUUUCUAGAAUCUUCUUCAGAAUAUGACGGUUACAAAGAUAAAAUAUACGAUGCUUUAGAAGACUGAAGAAACAUUAAGAAAAUUACA
Messenger RNA from Papilio xuthus (Asian swallowtail), 1001 nucleotides. RefSeq lists its product as uncharacterized. The transcript is spliced from 2 exons. NCBI's taxonomy places the organism in Eukaryota, Metazoa, Arthropoda, Insecta, Lepidoptera, Papilionidae. Bases 54 to 980 code for a protein of 308 amino acids. The record is from RefSeq and is a predicted model, not a curated record.